Molecule: messenger RNA, 912 nt
Organism: Saccharomycodes ludwigii
Lineage: Eukaryota; Fungi; Ascomycota; Saccharomycetes; Saccharomycodales; Saccharomycodaceae
Product: RNA-binding ribosome assembly factor RBP95
Exons: 1
Coding region: 1-912 (303 amino acids)
Source: RefSeq, a predicted model, not a curated record
AUGUCGCAACACGUCCCCGCUUGGAAGAAGAUAGCUAUUAAACAAAAACGAGAUCAGCCUGUUAAUACCCCAUUUGAUGCAAAGCAUAAAAGAAAAUCCCAAGAAUCAGAUGAUCCUUUAAAUAUUACAACUCAUUUAGCCACAGGUUCAUUAACCAAAAGAGAAAAAAGAAGAAUUUUAAAAGGCGAUGAUUUAUAUUCUACUCAAACAUCUGCAAACCUUAAAAAGCAAAAAAAAUCCGCUGACCAGUACCAAAAGAAAAGGGAAAAGUUACCGAAAGAUGAAAGAAUGUUGCAAAGAAAAUCCGUUUUGAAGGAUCAAUUGCGUUAUUUAAUUGAGUUUUACCAAAGUAAAUUGAGAGAGACCACCAAUAAUGACCUACCGAAUAACAGCUAUUUGCUUCCUGAACAACUAUGUCAGUUGGAAAUGGUAAAGAAAAAUAUCAAACCAAUAACAAGUGACACACCAGAUCAGAAAAUCCAAGUAAUUAAUAUCUGGAAGUUCAAUAAGAACAAACAAAACUGGAUAAUCAAGAAUUUAUUUAAAAUAGAUGACGAUUUUAUACCAACGGAGUUUAACCCUUUAUUAUUAAAAUAUUUUGAAAAUUUAAAAAGUGAACAUUUAAAAAAUGACUUAAUUAAUAGAUGCGUAAAAAACUUAGAAAAUUGGAAUGAAUAUAUUGAUCACCAAGAAUUGGAAAUGCAAAAGUUGCUUCUAGAAAACAAUAGCGAUGAUAACAGCAAAGAAGGGAAUGAGGAACAUACAAAAGAAGACGAAACAGAACAGGAAAAGAAACUGAAGAAUGAUGCAGACAAAGUUGUACAGCCAAAUAAAGAUGUUAUUCAUAGAAGUAAAAUUAUAUUGGAGGUGUUAAAGCCUAAUAAUGCUUUUACUUUGAAGGACUGGGACUAG